Oncorhynchus mykiss (rainbow trout) is the source of this 2630-nucleotide messenger RNA. RefSeq lists its product as uncharacterized. Lineage: Eukaryota; Metazoa; Chordata; Actinopteri; Salmoniformes; Salmonidae. The record is from RefSeq and is a predicted model, not a curated record.
ACGACGAGUGGACAGAGCAACAUAUAAAUCAAAGGUAUUUUGUUAGCCAUAUUGACGAAAUAACCGUAGCAUAGCACAAAAGAACUUAGAGGAAUUUAUCUUGGGAAAAGCAUCAGAACGAAAGUCGCUAUCAUCUUGGCCGCCGGAUUACCUCCAACAAAGUGGCAAAAUCGUCUGAGGACUUUACAUUGAGUUUGUUCAACAUUCUGACUUGUAAUGGGACUGUUCAUGAAUACUGAGCCUACACGUUAGAGACCAGAGUGAUUAAAUAAUCAAGGAACGGUAGAGACUGGCAGGAGCUUGCCUUGCAUCCUACAGUGUGCCCUCACAAGGCCGGGAGUUUUUCCUAAACCAUAACCUGGCCUGGAAAAAAACAAGAACCUGGAGUUUCCCUUGGCCAGGACAUGCUUCAGUCACACCAUCCCAAGUCUGUAACUAGCACAGUCAUUCCUGAGAAGGCCCAUCUCGCGGCAUCGCCUACCGCCCUUGCAGCCUUUCACUUGGAGGAUGGAUGCGGAGGCAGCCUCUCCGUCUCUCUCCUCUACGGUGGCAGGGCCCUCCACACUGUGGCGUCUCGCUGAGCGGAGGAGUAGGAAGGCUGGCUCAGGGAACAUCUUUGGCGGGGUGAACCUGCGUCAGCUGCAGAGGCUGUUCACAGCAGCUGGGGACCAGGAUGCAGAGCAGAGGGCUGAGCUGGUGUGGGGCCACGGGGACGAGGCUGAGCUGGCCCAGGCCCUGAUAGGACUGAGGGCGAGGGGCCGACGGAGAGGACUCAGGGUGGAGGGGCGAGACACACUGGGGUCGCGCUGGCUCCGGGCGUUUAAUCAUCUGAGGAUUGGUAAGAGUUCAGAGAGUAGCCAGCAGAGCGAAGAGCAGUCAUCAGACAGCAAGACGGAGGCAAGAGCAAAACACAGCAGCCCAGAUACACAGCCACUGACUCAUAAGGGCCCCAGAGGUGCUACAGGAGUCAGAGAGGACCUAACUGAGGGCCAAGGCCCUGCAGGGGCCUCUGAGAGACCAGCCAGACCAGGAGCUCUACUGAAGAAAGGAGGGGAGAGCGACCCGGAGAGGUACCUCCACCGCAUCCUCCACUGAUGGACACAGAGGACUAGGAUGGCUUUGUUGCCCCUAGAUCCCUUCCCCCACUAAUCAUUCAUGUGUGUAUUAGGUGAUGGUAAACUGAUCCUAGAUCUGUGUUUGGGGACAACUUCUACGUGGAGUAUUGACCAACUCUAGUUCAGAGUGACAGAGUCAAAGAUACUAUAUAUUUUUUACCAUUUCAUUUCUAACAUUUCAUUCUCUCUCAGGAACUGGCUUAUCUGUUCUUCUGUUUGUCUCAUGUCUCAAGAGCAUCACGUAUUAGACCUUGGAUUCAUACAAAGGAUUAAGGAAAGAGGUUUCGACUGUGUGGGAUAUAGCAGAGCACUUUGGGAGAGCUCAAUUCCACCUGGACUCGUUUUUGAAUGAAGUAUUUUGGUCAUUUGAUUCUCCAAAUUAGACAUGUGCCAAGAUGCAUCCUAAAAAGAAAGGAAAAUAAGUUGUCAACUGGAAAGGAGAUAUUUUGAAGAAGUCAACAUUUCGACCAGGGUUGUGGAACUCAUUCCAUACAGGGACAAGUGUCUGCUGGUAUCGUUAUUUCCUUUUCAAUGUGUAGAAACAGCAGGGGUUCAAACUUUAGAACCCAGUUCCUACAUUUGAAUAUAGAAAUUGAUUUUAUCAAACAAAACUAUGCUACAUUUUAUCUCUUGGACCCUCAGGAUGACAAACCAGAGCAAGAUUACUGAAUGUAAAUACAUUCACCUCUGAAGGUAAAUAAUGUAUCAACCCAAGUGCUGUGCUGAAUGUUACUUAUGUCAUUCUAGUCAGAUUAGUGCACGUUAGCAACAACCGUCCCGGUAUAGGGACAUCGAUCUGAGGUUAAAGGGCCAGAUGCACAAUUAAAGGGCAAUUACACUCAAAUCAAUGUGUUAACCAAAAAUUAAUGCUAUUCUGAUGUGAUUUAAGCAUUGACAUGGACUCAGAACAUCCAAUUUUGAUGUUUCUCUAAAACAAUUUAAUUGUGAGAAAUUCAAAACAGGAAAAAUAAAACCUAAUUUUUUUUUGGGGGGGGGGGGGUUUUUUGGACCCCCACCCCUUAGUUGUUUUAUUAACCAUUCUUUUACCAGAUAUAUUGACAGAACACUGCACUACUUUCUCUUGUACAUCAGAGGAAGAGUUUCAGGGGAGAUGAGAAGUUUCCUACUCGAAAGCUUGAUUAAAAAUGAGUAGCUGGUAACUUUAAUUUUUAUAAAAUGGUUCUCAUGCUAGACAAGGUUGGCAAAAACUAGGGUAAAACGCUGGGCCCUAGAUGUAGCCUAUAACUAGGACACAUUUUCUUGGUCAGGUGACAGAACUCAUGGCCCAACUCAUACCUGGUCAAUGUACAAGGAAAGAGAAACCCCCAAAAAUAUGUAUCACUUCAAUAUGUUAAUGUUGCCUUUAAUUUGACACUACAGUAUAUGGUCUUCCACACAUACAGUAACGGAACUUGACAUUCAUUGAUUUAAAUUAUUUUUAAAUCUAUAUUUCUACAGGUGAAGUUUACAUACACCUUAGCCAAAAAUACAUUUUUAACUCAGUUUUUCAAAAUU